This is a messenger RNA of Colletotrichum chrysophilum, 321 nucleotides long. RefSeq lists its product as uncharacterized. The transcript is spliced from 2 exons. The coding region runs from base 1 to 321 and encodes 106 amino acids. The record is from RefSeq and is a predicted model, not a curated record. NCBI's taxonomy places the organism in Eukaryota, Fungi, Ascomycota, Sordariomycetes, Glomerellales, Glomerellaceae.
AUGUAUUUGUCUUGGCAAAUCCUUAUCGCAGCAUUGAUUUCCACCACGGUGGCUGGAGUCAUUCCCACGACCGACGGCACUCACGUCAACAAGGAAUCGAACCUCAUUACAAGAAGUCAGCAGGAGCUCAUUACUCAGGGAGCAGCACCCACGAACGAGGAAGUCACCAAGCUGGCCGUGGCUACGGCCCUUGGGGAACGAUCAAUUGAUGCUUCGAUGAAAGCAUCCGCCAGAGACACGGAUACGAUGGGUAUCGGCAGCAACCCAGUCAUUGACGUGGUGAGGGAAAGCCCAGAAUCAAUGAAUGAUCCCCAGUCAUAG